AGCUUGUAGUAUGAGGCGGCAGUUUCGGUGCGGCUGCGGCCAGAGCAACAGGUAGACGCGGCGACUCCGGAGGCCACAGGUAGACGAGUGCUGAGAGCCUCGCAGAUUGUCGUGUUAUCUGCAGCAGCCCUGUCAUGACAAUGCUCAUCAUCUCGGGUUUAACGCUCUACAUGCUGUACACGAUGAUUACGCAACAUAUGAACAACAUGGCGAACAGACUGUUGCCUAAUCAAACUCUCAGUGCCAACGAAUCCCUGGUCGCCGGCAUCCCCAACAGCUGGCUCGAGGUCUGGGAUCCCCCGGUCGUCGCGGGCGAUGAGGGCGACGUGGACAGACUCGUGUAUAAGCGGCGAGUGGAGGCUGACUGGCCGGUCGUCCUCGGAACUUACAAGCACGUCAAGGACGAGAACUUCGGCGAAUAUCUCACGGUUUCGGAUCUGGACAACGUGUACGGUGACCUGCCUGAGGAGGACGGCAACGCCUUCCAGAUGAUGAUCAAGACGGAAACUUGGGUCAGAGACAUCGAGAUGCGGUUCAAGUUGGGUCAGCCUUUCCACCAUAUUGAGGCUGAUGGCUCGGAUUCCCAGAACACCUUCUGGUUCGUGGAGCCGCGAGUGCUGCUGCUGGACAAGUACCGCGGCGAAGACCACCACCGCAUCAUCUACCAGUUCGGUCUCGGCGGAUACAAUACGACGAUGGUGGAUUUAUCAAGAAACAUUACAGCCAAGCGGAUUUUCAAGAGAGCGCAGCCAGAGUCCGCCGGAGAGAAAACGACAGAAAACGGGAUGAGCAAAAUGGAGGAAGAGAGUAAUGCGUUUUUAAAUGAAGGAGCGGUGGCGGAUGACGGAGAGAGCUUUAAUAAUGAAACUCAAGCGCUCUCCAGCGACAGGCAGGAAAUCGUGUUGGAAGCAGGGAACGCCACGGACGGGUUUUGGCAGGAUGGGUGGGAGGAUGGUAUAGAAAACGGGACUUUGGCAGAAAACGGGAAAGGAAAUAUAGAAAACGAAGACGCUAUAGGAAGCGAGGAGACUCAUAAAGAAAGAGAAACUGUCUUGCAAGAAAAUAGGGAUAGUAUAAACUCGACAGCAGGAGAACAGGAAGGGAAUAAAAAUAAUAAUGGCAUGACAAACAGCGAUGGCAUCGAUAAAUUCCCUCCCACGCCGGAGUCAAACUUUGAAGUUUUUGAAAAUGUAACGGUUCUUGAAGGAGAGCGCGCAAAUACCACCGACCUGUUCACCGCCCAGAAUUCCAAUAACCAAACAAUAGAUAACAUAGAUAAUGAUGAAAGAAGGAAAUGAGGCGGCGAGUGAUGAUAAUAGAGAGAUAAGAUUUCCCCGCAGGAUUUCGAACCGAAUACAACUUUUCCCGCAGAAAACCAGGUAAAAUAUUAGUGAAGGAAAUGAUCAGCCCUCUUGCUCCGAGGCUCGCAACCCCGAACUGACUGGCGGAUGAACGGAUGAAACUGACAGUUCGAUUACAGUAACUGACGACUCAUCCGGAAGCACUCCAGGCUUUGUUAUAGUGAACGAUGGAUAUAACGGUGAAACGGUUUGCGCUGACAUUGAUGUAGAGGUGAAUGAAAAAAUGAUAUGAAACAAUUCGUUUUUUUGUCAAUCGUGCGAAAAAUCUGUGAUGUAAAUAUGAAGUUUUAAGUGAGCGUGAAUUGCGGUUUGUUAUUUUUACAGAACCAUAUACGAAGGGAAUGAAACUAAAGACAAUGGUGCAUUGGUUAUUAGUGCAUGUACUUACGACAUGCGCGUGCUAGAGAAUUAUAUGUAAGUGGCUGUGCAUCUGUGUGCUUGAGAACGUUAACCUGUGCAAGUAUAUUUUUGUAUGUGUGUGUGUGUGUGUGUGUGUGCACGACCACAUAGAAGUAUCUUUUUUAUCAGUUGUUUUAGAUGUUUCCAUUUACAUUUGUUCAAAUUGAUCACUCCUGUUCUGCAUGAUCAGCUCAACAUUAUUAUGUACUCCUUUAGUAUUAUUAUGCUCCUUCUCUGCAUAUGUUGACCAUUAAAGACUUAUUCUAGUACGGAACUAAAGUUUU
Molecule: messenger RNA, 2044 nt
Organism: Penaeus vannamei (Pacific white shrimp)
Lineage: Eukaryota; Metazoa; Arthropoda; Malacostraca; Decapoda; Penaeidae
Source: RefSeq, a predicted model, not a curated record